Molecule: messenger RNA, 1799 nt
Organism: Tupaia belangeri chinensis (Chinese tree shrew)
Lineage: Eukaryota; Metazoa; Chordata; Mammalia; Scandentia; Tupaiidae
Product: olfactory receptor 4P4-like
Exons: 1
Coding region: 44-979 (311 amino acids)
Biological process (GO): G protein-coupled receptor signaling pathway
Cellular component (GO): membrane
Molecular function (GO): G protein-coupled receptor activity; olfactory receptor activity
Source: RefSeq, a predicted model, not a curated record
GGUAAUUUACUUUUUUGUCCAUGAAACACACCAACUCGAAUAUAUGGAAAGCCAGAGAAACAUCUCAGAAUUCAUCCUUUUAGGACUUUCUUACAAUCAUAACAUACAAAUAUUUUGCUUUGUACUCUUUUUAUUUUGUUAUGUUGCUCUCUUGGUAGGAAACCUUCUGAUUCUUGUCUCUAUUCUAUGUAGUCCACUUUUUCACCAACCGAUGUAUUAUUUCCUCCUCCAUUUAUCUUCUAUGGACAUCUUCUAUACCUCUACUGUUACUCCCAAAUUAAUUGGUGACUUGCUAGGAGGGACAAAAACCAUUUCUUACAGUAAUUGCAUGUUGCAGGUUUUUACCAUGCACUUCUUUGGAAGUAUUGAGGUCUUUAUUCUAACUGCCAUGGCAUUUGAUCGCUAUGUUGCCAUCUGCAAACCUCUCCACUACAUAAUUAUCAUGAAUAAGACAAGGUGCAAUCUCCUAAUUUUAGCUGCUUGGGCUGGGGGUGCUGUUCAUUCAUUUCCUCUAUUGGCCAUAGCAAUUCAUUUACACUUCUGUGGCCCUAACAAAAUUGAUCACUAUUUUUGUGAUAUUUUCCCUUUGCUAAAUGUUACCUGUACUGAUACUUACAUCGUUGGUGUCCUCGUGGUUGCCAAUUCAGGUAUUGUUGCCUUAGUUACAUUUGUCGUUCUAUUUGUUUCUUAUGUCAUUAUAUUAUUCACAUUAAGAAAUCACUCAGCUGAGGGCAGAUGCAAAACCCUUUCUACCUGCGGUUCUCAUAUCACUGUGGUCAUCUUAUUUUUUGUACCUUCCAUAUUUAUCUACCUUAGACCUCCUAUCACUUUCCCUGAGGAUAAGGUAUUUGCACUUUUUUACACAAUCAUUGCUCCUAUGUUCAAUCCCUUAAUCUACACUUUGAGAAAUACAGAGAUGAAAAACACUAUGAGAAAAGUUUGGUGUCAGACAUUAUUUCCAAAAAAAGCACACAGUUAAUUUACAGAAGCUUAUUUACUUAGCAACUUCAUAAAGAAAAGGACUAGGUAAAAACAUAAAAGAGAAAAACUGUCUCCUAGAUUUUGUACUACUUUGCUAACUUGAAUGGAAUAAAACAGGGAAAUAGGACUUAGAAUUUUAAAGUAAUAACUAAUCAAACACUUAAGUUAGCAUAACAAAGUGAGUUGAAAACUUAGCUAAUUUUGUGCUGUAUUAAGAAAGUGUAGGUAGGGUUAUUAUAUUAACAAAUAAAAAUAAGAAGCACAAAAUACCUCUGAGCCAAACAAAUAAAGUAAUGUUAUAUUGAAUAGCAGAAAUUUUUUAAUGAUAAUUUUUUAAAAACUUUGAAGUUGGGCAUCAGACCACACAGUGAUACAGUAUAUGAUAGUGGAGAAGUUGAAAUCUCUAUUAGAAAUAGUGUUUUUAAAUUUCUGAAAGAGUAUUCAAAUAUACAUUCCCUAGCAGAUUUCAGAAACAGAAGUCAGUAUAGCAGAAUCUGUUUUAUGUUGUUUCUGGAAGGAUUAAUUCUCCUGACUUCCCAUUGAAAGAAAUAUUAACAGAUAGUGAAGACAUAGUGAGAAUUAAUAAUUUGGAAUUCUUUUUUUUUUUUGUAGAAACAACUUUAUAAAUAGAUUCUUACACGAGAAUCUAAACACAGUCAAGAAAAACAUAUACAGAGCACCCCAGCCCUUCUCUUUGGCUCUGGGAAAAAAGAACAGAAGAGAGGAAAAAUGAUUCCUUCUUGUUCUUUUUGUUAGUCUUUUGCCAUGGAGCCUGUGCACUCACAGGAAAGAAACAUAGAAAGAGAGAGGGAAAGUGA